Messenger RNA from Tarenaya hassleriana, 403 nucleotides. Its product is annotated as zinc finger CCCH domain-containing protein 15 homolog. NCBI's taxonomy places the organism in Eukaryota, Viridiplantae, Streptophyta, Magnoliopsida, Brassicales, Cleomaceae. The transcript has 2 exons. The record is from RefSeq and is a predicted model, not a curated record. Bases 54 to 284 code for a protein of 76 amino acids.
ACCGAAGAGAUCAAAGGAUAGAAAUCUUAGGAAGAGAAAAAAAAACCUGAACGAUGGGAGCAGAAGAUGGAGUGAAGCCACAAGGAAACGGCAAUCCUAAGCCAACCGCCAUUACGGAAUCUCAGUUCCUCGCCUGGAAGCGCCAAAAGGACUCUGAUACAGCGGCUAGGAAGGCUGAGGCUGAGAGGAAGCGGGCGGAAGAUAUAGCAGCCGGGCGUGUCCAGAUGAACGGCCGCGAGCUUUUCUUGCACGAGCCCUCGGUUUUUGAUAAUAAUCUCUACUGAUGUUUUGUCAUCUCCAUUAACUAAAUCUUUUCUUGUUGGAUCAUUUUUAUGUUAUGUUAAUGUUAAUGUCUAUGACUCUUCUUCUCUGGUUUUAAUUUAAAGGGUUUUGAUUAAUAAUA